UUUUCGAGAGGUUCGAGCUAGUUCGCGUCGCCUGAUCGCGCGGUAUUAACAAGCAGUUAAAAAACGCAUAAAUUUGUUGAAUUGUGGCACAAAAUUAAUAAAAGUGUACAAUUAAAUGUUAACAAAAUCUAUUACAAAUUAACGCAGUACACAUUAAGCACAAAAGUGAUUAAAGUUACGAGUUAACUGCAAAGAAAAUGGCGGCGAAGCAAACAAAAUAAAAAAAAAACCAGCUACAACAACAACACAGUCACAACUACGUAAGCAGCGUAGCUUAAUAAACUCUUUUUCUCGGCUGCACAAAAAUUAAUCUGGUUUUAUGUUUUACUUUUAUGCGUCGCGCGCGCGCCACUUCUAUUUGUGUGUGUGUGUGUGUAUGUGGAAAAUGUCAUAAAUCGUGCAAACAACAACAAUAAUUGAUGCCCUGUUAAAGUUUAACAUUUGUUUACUUUUGUGUGUCAACUUUCGUCGUGGUUGUGGUUUAAUGUGAUUGCCACUACUUUGGUGUAUUCGGAAAUUAAAAAGCGUAAGCACUGGAAAAUAGCAUUUUCUACACAUUUUACAGGAGUUGCCGCAGCUAAUUUGGCCAGUGUGGCCAGCACAAAUAGAAGCGCGAAAUGCAUCGCCCACUGAAGCCGCACGCAUCCACGGCACAAGCUAAGAAGGUACAGCCGCCGACAAUACCUGGAGACGCACCGGUGUCGCCCUCAUCGCCCCUUGGCCAUCAUCAGCCACAGUUACCGCUCUAUAGGCUAAGCGGACCCUUGCGACAUCAUCAACAGCAUCAACAGCAACAACAACAUCAGCAGCAGCAGCAUCAUCAUCAACUGGACGAUGGCAUUUGUAGCAUGAGCGGAAGCAGCAUUGUCUCAUCGCCCUCGCUGGAGGAGGGCGGCUUCAAUUUGCCACGCGAGACGAGCGUUGCCCUGCGCAUGAAGGAUGAGGCAGCAACUGGAGCAACAACUGGAGGUGUCAGCUCUGGCAGCAAACCUCCAGCACAGACUCCACUCCCUCCCAGCAUUGUGGCCUGCCCACCGCCCGUAUUUUGUGCCACACUGCGUGAACCACUGACGCACAAGGCGGCGGUUUAUUAUCAUCAGCAGCUGGCACUGCAGGAGGAUCAGGGCAUUGAUCUAACACAAUCACCUGGACGCGAUUCGCCGGGCUCGUCAUCGGGUUCGGCCGGUUCGGGUUCACGUCAUAGCACGGCCAGCUUGGACUCGGGUCGUGCCUCCUCCUACUUGACAGGCGUAUCCUCGUCGGGAGCUUCUAUACGUGCCCCUCUCUCCUCGCCGCGCUGCAGCUCGGUCAGCUCCUGUUCCAUUGGCAGCGUCGAUCGGCAGCGCAAUGAUGAGCUAAUUAUUGACUGGCUGCUGGAGAUGAAGCAUGAGGAAUACGCACAACUCUUCAUUGCCGCCGGCUACGAUUUGCCAACGAUUGCGCGCAUGACGCCCGAGGAUCUCACCGCCAUUGGCAUCAAGAAUCCGCAUCAUCGUGAGCGCAUUAAACAGCGCAUCGACAAGCUGCAGGUGCUCGACAAUUUGCCACACUUUGUGCCGGGCUCUAUUGAGGAGUGGCUGCAGCUGUUGCGUCUGGAGGAAUACAUACAACCGCUGCUUGAGCAAAACUACAAAACGGUGCGCGAUGUCACCCAAGUGACUUGGGAGGAUCUCGAGGACAUUGGCAUUGUCAAGUUGGGACAUCAAAAGAAAAUUCUGUUGGCCAUCAAGCGGGUCAAAGACAUUAUCAGCGGCAAAUGGAAUCCGGGUGGUGCCAAUGCCUAUCAGCAGCAGGAGUACCAACGGAAGCCUUGGCAAUUCAAUGUGCCCAUACCAAGUACGCCAUCUUAUGUGCCAACGACACGCGUCUCCUGGGACGACACCAAGAUCUAUGCGACGAGCAAUGUGAAUACGUUGGCCAAUGGCCACAGCGGUGGUCUCAGUGCCGCCAGUGGGGGGGAUGCCUAUUAUUGCACGGGCAGCAAUCACGAGUGUUGCAACGGCAACGAUGUGGUGCUCAUUAAGGUGCGUCAACCGCGCGGUAAGAGCCUGGAAUCGCUGGAGGAUAUACAAGACAACAGCACGCGCAGCCAUUUGACCUUUAGCCAUUACACGACCACUGACUAUGGACACUUUGGGCCGCCAACAACAGCGGCCGCAGCAGCAGCAAUGGCAGCAGCAGCCACUCUUCAACAGCAGCAACAUCAUCAGCUGCUCCAACAGCAGCAGCAGCAACAUCAACAGGCGGCAGCAGCCCGUCUGCUUGGCAACAAUGCUGCGGCCAUUGGCUGGCGUCGUUCCUAUGAUGAUGGCGACAUUACACCCACCAAUGAUGCCACACGCGAGCUGCUCUACGAGGAGGGUGGCGGCACCUUGCCACGCCAGCAACGAGGCAUACUCCAGCGAGCCGUGCUGAAUACGAUGCCGCCACUGGAGCAUCAUCACUACAUGAAUGCGGCAGCAGCGGCUGAGUAUGUGACAGCCGGUGGUGCUGAUGGCGCAACAGCCUACUUAAGCGGCAGUCCAUUGGCGGGCAAGAAGAUAGCGCCAGAGCCACCGCGUCGUCACUGCAGCAUACGUAACUCGCGUCAGUUGAGCGUGGAGGCAACUGCUCAGGGCGCAGUCGGAGCAACCAAUCAACAGCAGCAAGCACAGCAGCAAUCACAGCACAUGUUCUAUGGCCACACGGCGCAGCAUUGGCAGCAACAGCAAGGAGUCAACUCACAGCAGCAGCAGCAGCACCAGCCCAUCUAUGCCAACUAUGCGACUAUACAGCAGACAACGGCCGAGAUUCACUGCGAGAAGUAUCAUGACAAUAAGUCAAAUUCCAGCAUCGAUUCGAUUGACACGAUACCGUUUGCCAAUGAGAACACCGGCACCAUUAAGCAGCGUCUGCUCAAUCGCCAGGAGCUGCAAUCUGGCAGCGGCGGUAAUGGUGCAGCAGCGGGAUCAGCAGCUGGACAUCAUGCGGCCGGCACGCAUUUGCAUUCCUCCAGCUCCAGUUCCAGUUCGUCAUCGACAAACACAAUUGCCAACAUAGCGCAUUCAUUUCACUCGCUGAAAUCUUCCAGUUCGCUUCAUGAUGCAACUCUCGCUCGCAGCGACAGCAUGAACAGCACAGCGAGUGCCGGCAGCAGCGCUUUGCAUUUGCGUUCGCCCACCUUGGAUGUGGCCAGUAGUGUUGUUGGUGGUGGUGGUAACGAGCCAGCAGCAUCGCCUGAAGCGGCGACGGUUGCUGCGCCAAUAGUGGUUAAUACAGUGCCACCUAAAGUAUCGGUCAAUGUGCUCAACGAUAUUGGCAACAUGUUGGCAAAUUUAACUGAUGAGCUGGACGCCAUGCUCGAGGAGGAGAAGCGUGUCGGUCUCAACAUUGACAGCGAGUAGUCUACUCACAGCAACCACAACAACUGCAACACCAAGAACAAUCCGAAAGCAAAGUUUCCUUAAGGUGAACACUCCCAACUCCUCGUCACCAACUAACUGAUGAACGAGAGCAACCACGUAGUGUAGCUGAAUUUUUUGUAUUUUGUAAUUUGUAAUUUUCAGCCAUCGUCAAAUUUGAGUUUUGUUUUUCUAUGUUUACUUCUUGUGUAUGUAUGUAUUUUAAUUUUUUUAAGAACAAUGUUUUCAGCAUGAAACAUUCUUUCAAUGUUUUCUAUAACUUUGGUAGUAUCAAAACUUAACAAUUAAAUACUGCAUUUAAUUAAUCUAUAUAAAUUAUUUAUCUAACAAUUGUGUAAUUUAUUAGACAUUCCAAAAUUAAUUACUAUUACUUGAUACUACCUGGGUCUUAGUUGAUUAAAUUAUUUUUGAUAAUAAUGACGUGGCCAGUUUUAUUUAAUUAUUAUUACUAUGUUUUGUUUAUACAACAUUUAUGUGUGUAUAAUAUAUGUAACUUGAAAACUACGACAGAAAAGCUUUUGAAAAACGUAUACUUUUGUACUUUCCCUAAAAAAAAACAGAACAGAAAACCGAAACAGAAUAGAAAGAAUAAUAAAAAAAAGGUAUCUAAGCAAAUUAUGAAAAUUAAGCGCAAAUUGCAUAUAUGCAACAAUUGCAUAGUAAAUAUAUAGCAUAAAAUAUAUAUAUGUAUACAUAUAAUAAAUAUUUAAACAACAAAAUCAUUUAUAUGGCAAGUAUUUAGUGGUUUGAUACUAUAUUAAAAUGGCAAAAGAGAAGAAACAAACAUUUAAAAACAUAAAAUAAAAAAGCACACAAUCAAGAAACAGCAACACAAAAGAAAAGCAACAAAACUACUUACUAGUAAACAUCUCUACUACAUGAGCUACAAAUGCAUUUGUCAAGUUUUUAGUUAUUAAACAAUUGUAUUUUAUUUUCAAAUCGAAUCAAACUACAAAUUCAGUUGUUUAAGUUAACAUUUGUAUUUCAUAUAUAUAUUUUAAAUAUGUAUACAAAUUGAUACAAUACAAAAGAAAACAAGAUCUAUAUGAAUGAAUGUAUAAUUAAGUGUUAUUCCAUAUAAACUAUAAAAAUUCAUUAUAUUAAAUAUAAAAAUUAUAUUAAAUAUAUAUAUAUAAAUAUAUUAGCAUUAUAUUAAGCAAGCAAAUACGGGCAUCAAUGCUAAAUAACGUAUAGAAAUUCCGUGGUAUACACUUCUUUUGCCUUUCUUUAUAAUUUACUUAAAUAAAAAUUUUUUAGUAAAAAAAUAUAUUUGUAUUUGAUUUUCUAUUAUAAUUUUCAGUUAAAAAGCGAAUUUUUUGCGCUAAGUUAAUUUGUUUUGAUGCGCAUAUCAUUAGAAAAUGAAAUUCGAAAUUAAAAUAUACAUAUAUGUAUACAUAUAUGCAUAUACAUUACAAAUAUAUCAACAAAAGCAAAACAAAUCACACAAUAUGUAAAGCACAUAAUGGACAAAAACAAAAUGAUCAAAACAGUAACAACAAA
Molecule: messenger RNA, 4901 nt
Organism: Drosophila innubila
Lineage: Eukaryota; Metazoa; Arthropoda; Insecta; Diptera; Drosophilidae
Gene: ckn
Exons: 6
Coding region: 618-3383 (921 amino acids)
Biological process (GO): cell surface receptor protein tyrosine phosphatase signaling pathway; axonogenesis
Cellular component (GO): axon; focal adhesion
Molecular function (GO): protein phosphatase binding; signaling adaptor activity
Source: RefSeq, a predicted model, not a curated record